AUGACUAUUACCUUCGGCGCCAUCUGCAACCUCCUGCAAAGCGUCGAGAACAUUUCUACACGGCAGCCACGACUGUCCGCACGAAAACAGAAGGAGAGCAUUCGCCAAGUACUUUCGAAUUGGUUCACCAACCAGAGACAGGCCCUCGAUGAUCCAAACACCAAUGGUGGUGCUAUCUUGUCUGCUCUAUUUCCGCAUCUGAGAAAGGAUCGAGUCUACGGCCUGCAGGCCCCACUACUUGCAAAGAAGCUCACCAAAUUACUAGCUUUCAAUCAUGGUCAACAAGCGUUAUUCGAAGGAUGGAAGACCGGAGCACAUGGCGAUCUUGGUGCGUAUACGGAACGCACAAUGAGACCUUGGGAUGGCACCUUUGGGACCAAGCAUGCAUUCCCUAUAGACAGGAUCGACCAACUGCUAUUCCAAUUAGCAGCCAAAUACAGAUUCUCCGACGAAGGUAUUCGGAAGCAGCGAGACUGGCAUGUCAGGACCGAUACGGAGCUGAAAGACAUCUUCGUCCGACUUGAAUCUUGGGAAGCAAAAUGGCUUGUUCGACUGAUACUAAGAAAUCACUGCACCAUUGAGCUAGAAGAGAAAUACGUCUUCGAGCGGUAUCACUUUCUACUACCAGACCUGUUGAAGUUCCAGAACGACUUCGACGCUGUUUUCAAUAUGAUAAGGGGAGAGCUAAACUGCUAUCCUUCUGACCCAGACGCCUCGCAACAGAAGACGAUGCGUGUAGAAGCGGCGCAGAAGCUGGAGCCGGUCAUUGGUGUCAAAGUCGGACGUCCAACAUUUCACAAGGCAUGGUCCUUAAAACAUUGCCUCCAGCUAGUGGGUAACCGAGCCUGGGCCGCUGAAGUCAAAUAUGAUGGCGAAUACUGCGAGAUCCAUAUAGAUUUGGAGAAUCCAAACAAUCAGAUCAAGAUCUUCUCAAAGAACGGCAAGGACGCAACUGCAGAUCGCCAGCCAUUACACAGCACCAUUCGUGAUGCCCUACGCAUCGGUCACCCUGGCUGUCAGUUCAAGAAGAAGUGCAUCGUCCUUGGCGAGAUGGUGCUCUAUAGCGAUAAGGAGAAAAAGAUACUGCCUUUUUCAAAAAUCCGAAAACACAUCUCCCGCUCAGGGACCUUCAUUGGCACGUUGCAAGACUCUGUGCCGCAUGCCUGGGAGCACCUGAUGAUCGUCUUCUUUGACGUCCUGUCACUGGACGACGAACCGGUCCUACGUCAUUGCCUACAAAAUCGACGAGAUAUACUGCGAAACCUAGUCCAAUUCAUACCUGGCCGGUCAAUGCGCUCGGUGUGGACCCUGCUCGACUUCAAGACAGGGGACGGCAUAACGGACCUCAAGCAGGCAUUCGCCCGCACCCUUGCAGAUCGCCAAGAAGGCCUUGUACUGAAGCCGCUCCAUACUCCGUACUUUCCACUAGUUUCAGAACAUGGGUAUCUUCAGGCACGAUUCUUCAUCAAGAUGAAGAAGGAUUAUCUCGCCGACAUGGGUGGUGAGCGUGAUCUAGGUGACUUCGCUGUCAUCGGGGCAAGCUUUGAUGCACAGGUGGCUCCUAAAACUGAUAUUAAGCCGCUACACUGGACGCACUUCUAUAUAGCAUGCUGUUUGAAUAAGGUCACCGUGCAGCGAACAGGGGAGAAGCCAAAGUUCAAGGUUGUUGCUUCACUAAGUUCAGACAAGUGUAUACCAAAACCCGACGUAAAGUACUUGAACGCACAGGGCUAUGUUCGGCAAGCUGCGCUGGGAAAGAAUGGCUCCAUUCAUGAGUACAACAUCGAGCAAUCAAAGGGCUACGAUCGACGUAUGACUGUCGCUUUCAAGAAGCCCUUCGUAGCAGAGAUCCUUGGUGGUGGGUUCGAGAAGCUCCAAAACGAGACAUUCGAGAUGUUGCGCCACCCUCGAAUAAAGAAGAUCCACUCUGAUAGGACAUGGGAAGACGCAGUCACCAUGGAAGACCUCGAGCGCAUGGCUGAAGAGAAGUGGAAUGUACCUGAUGCAGACAAGCUCGACGGCCACGCGCGAGAUGUUGCGCUGCUGGUGAAGAAGUAUCAAAACACCUUGUCCUCGACACAGUACUCGGUGGACGGCAGCACACAAGGCAAGGGCAUACGAGCAUCUCGAGAACUGCGCACACUCGUACGCGAAGACACUUCAGAGCGACUCUCUAUUACGCCCUUGCCAGUGCCAAAACCAUCUGGCCCCAUCUCAACGUCGGCGUCCACUCCACGCGCUGCCACUCCUCCCCCGACGAAAAAACGCAGCUUUGUCGGACUCAUUAGCCCGCCCACAGUAAAGCGGCGUAGGGUCUUCAACCCACUCCGGGACUCAAGCAGUAACUACAACUUGGGCUCGUUCAUCUUUGAUUCGCAAGAUGGGACUAUUCAUAUCUAUCCAAAAGAAGGGCUGAAGGUACAGGUUCAUAGGGGGAUAACUGGGGAGGGAAAGUGA
Molecule: messenger RNA, 2457 nt
Organism: Cucurbitaria berberidis CBS 394.84
Lineage: Eukaryota; Fungi; Ascomycota; Dothideomycetes; Pleosporales; Cucurbitariaceae
Exons: 2
Coding region: 1-2457 (818 amino acids)
Biological process (GO): DNA repair; Okazaki fragment processing involved in mitotic DNA replication; DNA recombination
Cellular component (GO): mitochondrion; nucleus
Molecular function (GO): DNA ligase (ATP) activity; DNA binding; ATP binding
Source: RefSeq, a predicted model, not a curated record